Messenger RNA from Panonychus citri (citrus red mite), 2965 nucleotides. It is a transcript of the gene Sec63, whose product is annotated as translocation protein SEC63 homolog. NCBI's taxonomy places the organism in Eukaryota, Metazoa, Arthropoda, Arachnida, Trombidiformes, Tetranychidae. Gene Ontology annotation, biological process: SRP-dependent cotranslational protein targeting to membrane; post-translational protein targeting to endoplasmic reticulum membrane. Gene Ontology annotation, molecular function: transmembrane protein transporter activity; RNA binding. The record is from RefSeq and is a predicted model, not a curated record. Gene Ontology annotation, cellular component: Sec62/Sec63 complex.
CCGGUCUUUAAAUCCGGUGAAUUUUAUUUGAUUUAGUUAUUUUUUACCUUAGAAAUAAAGUUAAUUAACUUGAUGAGAAUAGUUAAUUGUUUCCACGCAGUGAACAAUUUGACUGCGUCAUCUUUAAUCAAAUGAAAGUUUUUACAACAAAUUUAAUACAAUUGGAAAUGUAAAUCAACAGUAACACAUCAACAUUUAUUUUCCUUUUUCUCUUUACCUUAAAUUUUUUUGGUUCUUUGGUUGAUCAAUUUUCAUCAAUUUUCAUCUUUUAUUCACCAUCACAAUUCAAAUCAAAUUACAAAUCGGAUAAUUAUUUUUUCCCCGUUCUAUCGGUUUCUCAGUGUCUCAUUUUAAUCAAUUAACUGACAACAAUUAUCUUUCAUAUUCUUCAUCAACUUUUAGAUAUUUUCAAAGCUAAGUCAUGGCACCAGGAACUGGAUCUAAAUUUCAGUACGAUGAAAGUGGCGGUACAUUUUUCUAUUUUCUUCUCUCAUUUUUGGCUUUAGUUGUGAUUCCUUGCACAUACUAUUUUUGGCCUUAUGAGAAAAAGAAAGAUAAAGACAAACUUCGGGAAAUAAACGCUUGUCACUGUGGCCCAUGUGCGAUCAAAUCAAAUUAUCUUGAAUCUAGAGAGCCAUGGAAGAAGGUGAAGAAUCAAGCAAUAAAAGUCGUACUUCUCCUUGGCUGGAUAGCGAUGAUUCUUACAGCUUAUAAAGUUGUCAAUCUUAAACAUGAUUAUGUUGUUUGGGAUCCAUUUGAAAUUCUCGGUAUUGAUCCUAGUUCAUCGACUGCAGAAAUCAAGAAGGCAUAUCGUCGAUUAAGUCUUAUAUACCAUCCUGACAAAGAAACUGGAGAUGAGAAGAAGUUUCUUCUGUUAACAAAGGCUCAUGCAGCAUUAACAGAUGAUGAAGCCCGAAAAAAUUGGCAACUCUAUGGUAACCCUGAUGGUCCUGGUGCAACCUCAUUCGGAAUCGCCUUACCAUCUUGGAUUAUUGAGAAGGAAAAUUCAAUCUUAGUUUUAGGACUUUAUGCUUUAGUUUUCAUGGUCGCUUUACCAACCGCCGUUGGUAUCUGGUGGUAUCGAUCCGUUAAAUAUGGAGCAGACCAAGUGCUUUUGGAUACCACGUCACUUUAUUAUUACUUCAUUCAUAAGACUCAUCAAAUGCCAUUGAAAAGAGUUUUAAUGAUAAUAGCUGCCUCAUGUGAAUUCCAUCGUCGACAGAACAGUGAAAUCAUUGAAAGGCCAAGUGAUAAUCUUGAAGUGAACCAAUUAAUUAAGGAAUUACCUUAUAUCAAUGAUAACAAUCGAGAGAAACCUUUAUUCUUCCCAUAUUCUUUGAAAGCUCGUGCACUUCUCCAUGCACACCUUAGUCGUAUGAAACUACCUCCUGGUACUUUAGAGAUUGACAAGUUGGUUAUUGUGAAAAAAUGUCCUCUUCUAAUUCAAGAAUUUGUCCAAUGUGCUGGACAAUUAACUAUUCUAGCGCUUACUGGUCGUAUUUCCCGGAAACCACAUAAAGAUACUCUUGAAAAUGCUAUGAAAUUAUGUAGAUUAGUUGUCCAAGCUCUUUGGGACAAUAAGAGCCCACUUCUUCAAUUACCACAUAUUACUGAAGAUAUGCUUCGAUAUUUUAAUACUCGUAAACGUGGAACCAUCCGAAGUAUUCAACAAUUGGCCACAAUUAAGGAAGAUGAAAGAAGAUCCCUCUUAAGAAGCCUUACAGAUGAACAUUAUCAUAACAUAAUUCAAGUGAUGAGUAGAAUGCCUUUUCUGGAGUUAGAUGUAAAAACGGAAGUUGUUGAUGAUGAAGAUUCAACAACAAUCACCGCUGGAGCAAUUGUUACAUUUACAGUGACCCUGAUAAGAAAUUCAAUUAAAAUGUUGAUCGAUAAAAGUUGUUCUGAAGAUUAUGAUCCAGACAAGGCUGAGCGUGAUGGUGAUGGUUCAGAAGAAGUUGCCAAUGGAGAUGCACUUCAUGCACCAGAAUCACCGCAUUCAAAGAAACAAAAUCAAUGGGUUAAGAAUAGAGGAAAAAAGAAGGUAUCAAAACAGCAAAAGAAAAGAAAACCUCAACAACAGAAACAAUCAACACGUCAGACUAACGUCCAAUCAAAUAAUUCAAAUUUAAAUUCGGGUACAGAACGAGUAUUGAAAGAGUCUAAACCCACCACCACAACAAUUACAACCACAAAAGCUAAAGAUGAUCAAUCAGAUGAUGAGAUUACCCAUAGUGAUGAAGAAUCUGAUAUUUCCAAAAGUGAUAUUGACACUCCAACAGCGACAACAAGCACCAAUAAAGAGACUAAAUCAUCAGCUCAACAACAAAGUAAUUCAACAGUAACAUCUCGAGGAGAUGAUGACGAUGAUGAUGAAGAAUGGAAUAAAUGUCAACAAAAGUUAUUCAAGAGAGAGAAAAUUCUUGAAACAAAAUCAAAAAGAUCCCAUAGUGUUCAUUGUCCAUAUUUUCCAGAGGAUAAACAAGAAUAUUGGUGGAUUUAUAUGGUUGAUAGGAAGAAAAUUGAUUUAAUUGCUACACCGAUUUUAGUUACAAAUCUUGUAGAUGAAGAGCAAGUUGAAUUUAAAAUAACUGCUCCCCAUAAACCAGGAGUUUACAGUUACUGGAUAAUUGUCCGAAGUGAUUCCUACGUUGAUUGUGAUGUAUCCAAACCUGUCAAGUUGGACGUUAAAGAAGCUAAAAUAAUUUCCGAUAUUCAUGUUUGGGACUUAUCAGAUGAAGAAGAAGUGACUAGAGAGGAUGACAGUGCUGUCGAAGAUUCUGAUUUAGUUGCUACAUCCGAUGAAGAAGAAAGUGAUGAUUAAGAAGAUAAAAUUAUAUUCUAUUGCUAUAAUAUUAAUUAUAAUUAAUAUAUUCUCACUUGAUUGUGAGAUUUUUUUCUGUCAACAUCUCUGUCAACAUUAAGAAAACAAAAGAGAAACUUUUUUUUUAUUUAUUUCGAUGGUUAA